AUGGAAAAAACAAGAAUAGAGGCGCUCUUUAUUUACGAUGAAGAUAUAAAAAAAACUGAUAAGUCAAUGACAGAUGAGGAAUUGCAAGCAGCGAAGGUUAUAUAUUAUUUUCCUCAUGAAAUAAAUGAGAAUAUAAAGGUUUCUCAUACUAGUACUAUGGAAGGAAUAUCAUCAUUUAUAAAUCAAUUUAGUAAACAUCAUAUUGAUUAUAUUAUAACAAAAGAAAAUUUAAUGGUUAUAAAAAAAUGGUAUAAAGGAAUUUAUGUUGUUGCUAUUGUAAAAAAUAUCUACAAAAAUAAUAAAUUAGAAAUGUUAAUGUGUAAAUUAUUACAAUCUGUUCUUAAUAAUUUUAUUUCAAUAUUUACUUUAUUACAUGGACAUAUUCGUAACUUUUUAAAAUACAAAAAAUAUAACACAACAGAUAAUAUAAAUAAAAAACACUCCCUCCAAACCAUAUUAGAUGAUUAUGUUUUUACAUAUAUAAAUACUAUAAAUAAUGAAAAUAUAAGUAUACACAAUGAACUUGAGAGUUUUCAUUUUUUCCCUGUGGAAAAACAUACUUAUGUAACUGUGCAGAACUUUAUAUCAUCCCUUAUAUUGGGAAAUAAACAAAUUAAAAAUGGUGGCUUGUUUUAUGAGGGUUAUUUGAUAUAUUCUAGUUUAGCAAUGAGCGACAUCAAAAUUAUUUACAAUUACCUUGUAUCCUACAGCGGAGUUGUAAAUAAUUUAAAGUUGACUCAAUAUCCGUUUAAGAAAAUAGCAUCCUCUGCAGCAAUAAAUUCUAAUGGAGGUUUGUCAAGCUUUGCAAGAUGUAAUACGUUAGAGGAAAAAAACGCUUAUCUUAUGGGGAUAAAAAAAUCGUCCGUAUUUAUGCCUGUGGUUACCCUCAGUGGUGAUAAGAAAUACAAAUUGGUUGUUUUUAUUUAUAAAGGAAUAUUAUUAAUGCUACUAUUAAAAGGUAGCACAAUAAAAGACGAAGAUUUUGAUGUUCUUAUAGAUAUUCAAAAUAAAUGCACAAAUGAAAAUUGUAAUAAUAAUAUCUAUAACUUAUAUAAAUUAAAUGAACAUUUAUCAAACCAGUUUAAAAAAUUUACAAGUCAAGAUGAUAACGUUAAAUUCUUUUAUUACAAUCAUUCGAAUAAUUCUGUUAAAUAUACAUUUAAUAAUAAAAAAAUAAAUAACGAUGAGUUGUCACUUAUUUCUUAUUUCCAUUUUUGUAUUAAAGAUAGUGAAAAUAAAUAUAAUCAGAUCAGAAUAAAUAAAAGUCAUUAUUCAAAGAAUAAAGAAACUACAAAUUUAUCUAACGAACUCUUUAAUUUUCAAAGGAACAUACAAAACAAUAUCAAAGAUGAAAAAGAACCUAAUUCUCUCAAUAGGAAUAAUAAUAAUACAGGUCUUAAUAUUACAUGUGAUGAUAAAACCAUAAGUGAAAAUAAUAAAAAUAUAAACAACAACAAUAUUAAUGAUGAUGAUCAUGAUGAUAUGACAAGUUGUAAUAAUCGUAGUGAUGGAUGUAAAGAAAAUAAUUCUUUAUCAUUAAACAAAAAUGAUCACAUACAAAAUAAUAUCUUAUCAAAUGAUAUAUACAAACAAAAGGAUCAAGAAAUAGAAAUUAAAAAUACUACUCAAUUUUAUAAUAAUCAACAAGACAAAUUAAUUCAAAAUAAUAAUAGUAAUAUAUCUAAUGAUGAUAAUAUAAAUAUAAAAAAACAAAAUGAAGCAUAUUAUAAUAAACCUAGUGUUAAUGGUCUUAAUAUUCAAAAUGAUAAAAGAGAAACAAUAGAUCAAGUCGAUAAAAAUAACUAUAAAUAUAAAAAUAAUAACCAAAAAAAAUCCUUAAGUGAAAAAAAUGAAUAUGAUACAGAAAAAAAAGAAGAAAAAACAAAAUUCAAAUUAAUAUAUAAUGAACAACUACAAAAAAAAAUAUUUGAUGAUAAUACUGAUGACGUAAAAAUUGAAAAAAUAUUUUUUAAAGAAGGAAAUUCACCAUGGAUAUAUGCACAGAAAUCUUUACAAAGAGAAUUAUUUAUUUUUCCUGAAGAUAUAAAAACAUCCCUAACAAAAGCUCAACAAGAAAUAAAUCAAAUAGUACAAAAUAAUUUUUCAAACAUAUAUAUAUAA
Messenger RNA from Plasmodium gaboni, 2121 nucleotides. RefSeq lists its product as hypothetical. Bases 1 to 2121 code for a protein of 706 amino acids. Gene Ontology annotation, cellular component: intracellular membrane-bounded organelle; Mon1-Ccz1 complex. Lineage: Eukaryota; Apicomplexa; Aconoidasida; Haemosporida; Plasmodiidae. Gene Ontology annotation, biological process: vesicle-mediated transport. The record is from RefSeq and is a predicted model, not a curated record. The transcript is spliced from 8 exons.